UGGGAGGGGAGGCUGGGUCUGGAUGGGCAAGAGGGCUCUGCCAGACCCCAACGUCCACGUCCCCGUCCCCGUCCCCGCAGGGCCGCCUUCAACAACAACGUGAGCGUGGCCUACGAGUGCCUGAGCGCCGGCGGGCGCAGGAAGAGGCCAGGGCUGGAUGGACGCACCUACAGCGAGCUGCUCAGGCGCAUCUGCCGGGACGGCCAGGCCCCCGAGGAGGUGGUGGCGCCGCUGCUGCGCAAGGUGCAGUGCCGUGACCACGAGGCGGUGCCGCUGAGCGUCUUCCGCGCGGGCACGCUCACCUGCUUCGUGCUGCUGGAGUUCGUGGCGCGCGCCGGCGCGCUCUUCCAGCUGCUGGAGGACCCGGUCGCCGCCGUGGCCGACCGCCGCGUGGGCCAGGCCGUGCUGGACACCCUGGAGGGCGCGCUGCAGGCCAGCGACGCCGCCGCGCCCGCGCGCUUCCUGGAGGCCGGCUCGCGCCUGGGGCCCGACAGCCUGGCGCUGGCGCUGGACCGCGCCGUCGGGGGGCGGCGGCCCAGCGCGCCCAUGACCCGCGAGGAGUUCCUGGAGAGGGCCGCCGCGCUCUUCAUCGCCAAGGUCAAGCCGGUGGGCUGAGCCCCGUGCGCCACGCGGAUCCGGGAUCUGCACUGGGGGGUCUCCGCGUGCGGGGCGCGCGGAGCCUUCCCCUCACCCCGGUGAGGGCCUGCAACGAGGCGCCCAGCCCUGCGGAGGAGGCUGGGGCUCCCAGGAAUCGGACGCCCCCUCCCCAAACACCUUCGCGGCCGCCCCUCCACCCCCGCGGGAGCCCCUGCCCCGCGCUAAUAAAAUCUGUUGCGAGGCUGA
Molecule: messenger RNA, 843 nt
Organism: Piliocolobus tephrosceles (Ugandan red Colobus)
Lineage: Eukaryota; Metazoa; Chordata; Mammalia; Primates; Cercopithecidae
Product: tubulin polyglutamylase complex subunit 1-like
Exons: 1
Biological process (GO): protein polyglutamylation
Molecular function (GO): microtubule binding
Source: RefSeq, a predicted model, not a curated record